CCCACUGUGCGGUUACGGUUAGCAGGCGUCGCCCCUCCGAGGCCGGGACGUCUAACGGAUGUCAGUACACAAGCUGGUUAUUGGUACUUGGGAAGACGAGGUUGUGUGUCCACUCAGCCAUGUUAGCAGUUCCUCGCCAACCAUAUUUUGCGCCUGGUACAUCUCCGAGAGCAGAGAAUGGCGGAAGAUAAUAUGAUUGUGGGUGAAAUGCAAGAGGAAAUGUGUCGCGACGCAGUUUGGAAAUGAAGUGACAAGCAAUAGAGCUUUCUUGUCGCGCUUCUGUGCUCCUACACUUCCACUGAUGACACUCGUGUAAUUUUGACGCAGUCGUUCGGAAUUGUAUAUGCUAUUUUAAUAUGGCUAACGUUAUUUCAGAAUGAAGUUACGUGCUGUACCGUAAGAGUCCCACGACAGUGUUAGGGUUGUGAGUACCACUUAGUGCUGUCGAUUAUUCAGAUCCUGUGCGGUAUGGAUAACUUGAAGCUAUCUCGUUCGAACUCCUCGAGUUUCGGUGCAAAUGACGAUACAUAUGUCGGUUUUGUGAAUGAAUCUGUAGAGGAAUAUCUGGUUAGGAUGCUGGGCCCUAAGCAUCUACCACUGGCGGUGGUUCUUCCAAUUACCAUUAUCUACGUCACCAUCUUUGUCUCAGGUGUUGUCGGCAAUGUGGCGGUUUGCGUGGUGAUCGCACGCAACAAAUCCAUGCGGACGGCCACCAACUACUAUCUCUUCAGCCUCGCAGUGUCCGACCUAACGCUGCUGCUCCUGGGUUUGCCGUAUGACUUGGGGGUGUAUUGGCAGCAAUACCCAUGGGUCCUUGGUGAGACUCUUUGCAAGCUGAGGGCUCUGGGAUCCGAAAUGUCUUCCUACACAUCAGUGCUCACAAUCGUAGCGUUCUCCACGGAGCGCUACCUCGCCAUUUGUCAGCCAAUCCACUCAUACACUACCUCCAGCCCGAGAAUCGCCCUGAGAGUCAUCGUGGUCUUGUGGUGCGUGUCCCUUCUGAGCGCUGCGCCCUUUGCUGUCUACACCAAAAUCAACUACGUGGAGUAUCCCCCAGGCUCAUCACAUCAGAUAGCAGAGUCUGCCUUCUGUGCUAUGUUGGACCAAGCUCUGCCAUCACACUGGCCCAUGUAUGAGUUCAGUGCUUUUCUCUUCUUCCUGGGUCCAAUGCUGAUAAUUGUAGUUCUCUAUAUCCGCAUGGGUGUCACAAUACACAGCCGAAUGAUCAAGUUUCCAGGUGAAACUAAGUGUCUGGACUCUCGGACCAAGCCCAUCAUCAGAAUGCUUGUGGCAGUGGUGAUCACAUUCUUCCUGUGUUGGGCCCCCUUCCAUAUGCAGCGUCUGUUCUAUAUUUAUGGUAAACACUCACCCAACUUUGACAAGAUUAAUGAGUGGGCAUAUUAUAUAACAGGAUGUUUCUACUUUUUCUCCUGCACAGUCAACCCUGUGCUUUACAACGUGAUGUCUGCAAAGUAUCGCCUGGCUUUCCGAAAGACACUUUGUUGUGAUAAGGCUGACAGUGGUGCAAACAGAGAAGCAUCUGUUUUCAGGGACACCACAGUUGUCUACGUGAAUUCUCACUUGGAUCGCUGCAGGUCCAUUAACAACCAUGAUGAAGAGAAGCGAUUCAGAUCACUCAGCAGGAACUCUAAUGACAGUGAUAUUCCAAACAACGUGCUAGAGAGUGUAACACUGAACAAUCUACAACAGGAUUCAUCAUCAAUAAAAGAAAGGGCACAAGAACACAUCAGUACAAAACAGUUUGAUAUGCUAAUUGAUUGUUACAGCACUAGAGAAAGAAGAUUGUGCCAAAGAUGCGGUUCCACCUCAAAUCAAAGACACCACUGUGAUGAAGUUUCAGACCUGAUUGUUAGUGUGAAUGCUUCAUCCAUAGAAAGUGGUAAGUAUAGGUCUGCGCUUCUUAAAAUAUAAACUGUGAUCAGGAGUAGCAUAUAGCUCAUUUGCAAAUCCAAAAUUGACAACAAAGACAGCCAUAUGUUGAGGUAAGUGCCACUCACUUGAAGGCAUAAAUGUGAACAUCAUUACUCAAUUUGAAAUAUUUCUUAUGGUCCAUAGCCGCAGACAUAUUGGAAAUAUCUUCCUUAUCCAGAAACACAACAAAAUUAAUACAUCUCUCACAUCCAGAAUACAAGUACUACUAUUGCACAAAUAACUUGUUUGGAAGUCUCCUUUUUUAAUUUAUCCAUCCACACCAAUUUCCAAGAGAGUCUUUCAUCUUUUGUGAUGAAUGAAAUACUACAGCACUUUGUAUGCUCAAUGUAACUUUGGACAAUUCUUCGUUCUGUAGCAGUUUUUAUUAUGUACACAGUGAAUAAAUUUAAUGUCUUAAUAUUUAGA
Cryptotermes secundus is the source of this 2358-nucleotide messenger RNA. Its product is annotated as neuropeptides capa receptor. The transcript has 9 exons. Bases 469 to 1932 code for a protein of 487 amino acids. The record is from RefSeq and is a predicted model, not a curated record. Gene Ontology annotation, cellular component: plasma membrane. Gene Ontology annotation, biological process: neuropeptide signaling pathway. NCBI's taxonomy places the organism in Eukaryota, Metazoa, Arthropoda, Insecta, Blattodea, Kalotermitidae. Gene Ontology annotation, molecular function: neuromedin U receptor activity.